Molecule: messenger RNA, 1022 nt
Organism: Mercurialis annua (annual mercury)
Lineage: Eukaryota; Viridiplantae; Streptophyta; Magnoliopsida; Malpighiales; Euphorbiaceae
Exons: 4
Coding region: 91-870 (259 amino acids)
Source: RefSeq, a predicted model, not a curated record
AGAAGUCAAAAGAAAAUUACAGAACACACACUACAAAACAUGAAUCUUUUCGUUUAUUAACAGAGACUCUUGAAAUACAAAUGAUAAAAAAUGCCUCCAAAACCAAAAGUGGGUUUGAGACGCAUUGAUGCUGCUCUUGAUGCUAUUCAUCCAAUGGGGUUUCCUAAACCUUUGAUUCGUCAAACUAUCAAAAAUCUACUCAAGGUUUAUGGUGGAGAUUUAGGUUGGCCAUUUAUUGAAGAGAAUUCUUAUGAAGUUGUAGUUAAGACCAUUCUUGAGGAACAAGGUUGGCCUGAUAAAGAAGAUGAUAGGCCAGAAUUAUUGGAAAAUGCUGAGCAGACAUUGUUGAUUGAGAAUGGAACUUCAAAGGAUGACAAAACUGAAGCUAGGCCCGAAGCACAAAUCCCCUGCCUUUCUGAACAUUCCGAGCAAGUUCAACCACCGAGCAACGACUCCCCACCUCGAAAGAAACUCGCCAUACAAGCCUGUUCCCCGAGAAAAAGCUCCUCACCUGUAGCAAAUUCUAUGGACGAAAAUUCUCAAGCCAAGCUUGAAACAAAGCUGAUAAAACCUUUGAUUUCAGCAGGAGUUAGCUCUCCGCUGCUGCCAUCGCCACCGGUUGCCGAAUCUCUUCCUACUCGAAUUUCAGCAGGAGUUAGCUCUCCGCUGCUGCCAUCGCCACUGGUUGUCGAAUCUCUUCCUACUCGAAUUUCAGCAGGAGUUAGCUCUCCGCUGCUGCCAUCUCCACCGGCUGUGGAAACUCGUCCCACUCGUAGGCGUAAACCUUGCUAUGGAUGGCUUAGCAGUGACGACGAGGAAGAGCCCGAGGCAGCAAAUCUUGUAGCGGCAGAUUCACUUCCUCAACCUUGAUCAUGUUGGUUGUUUUUAAACAGUUUAAUGUUGUAAAUAUUUAUGGGAACCUGAAGCUAUGAUCUUGCAAGAGUAAUUAUAUCAAAAGUUUUGACUUGAAACUAAGGGUGGUUCGGUUUAAAUCAAACCAAAAUAUCCCUACCGAAUAAUAG